This is a messenger RNA of Lycium ferocissimum, 1252 nucleotides long. RefSeq lists its product as uncharacterized. The transcript has 5 exons. The record is from RefSeq and is a predicted model, not a curated record. Lineage: Eukaryota; Viridiplantae; Streptophyta; Magnoliopsida; Solanales; Solanaceae. The coding region runs from base 85 to 471 and encodes 128 amino acids.
GUUGCAUAACUCGCCUGUAGAUAUUCCAGCUCCAUAUCAAUACUUGUAUGUCACACAAUUAUAAUUAUCAAAAUAAAAAUAGGCAUGUGGGUGCAGCUGCUAGGUGGUCUUGUGGUUUACAAAGUGGUUAAGGGCUUCUUUUACGACGACCACGUUGAGGACGACCGAAUCUCUGAUUUCAAUGCCCUCUUUUCCGUAGCACGAAGACUUGAGAAGCUUUAUGGUGGUAAGGCUUAUGUUGGGCUUCAAAUUCCUGAUGCUGACACUGCUACUCGACAAACUAUUGAUAUACUUCUCAUCACACAAUGGGAAGCAGUGGUGAUCUGUGUAAAGAAUAUCUCGGGAUUUGUUGCCAUCGAUAAGGAUGGGAACUGGGUUUGCGCUGGAGGCCAUAAACACAAGACCCAACAUCUCUCCGAUCCUAUUGACCGAAAUCCUUGCCCUUGCACUUGCUACUCAUGCAGCCUGUAGAUUUCUAGAGUUAAAUUGCUAAAUGUCAGUACAAAAGUAAAUCUAUUUAGUUACUUGUACACGCUAUUGUUGCCUCCUUUUUUGUCAAUACUUUGUGAAUGAUCUUAGGCAGAGAUAUCUAUGGUGGCUAAUGAGGAAUUUUGAUCUAUUAUGAGAAAGUCAUUUACUUGUGUUUCAACUUUGGUUUUCCUUGAAGAACUUCAUACCAACGACGUAUCUUAAAAAAAUUGACCAAUUAUCAUAAACCUGACUAUGGAUCUUAUCCCCAACUUCUCUUUUUCUAAUGUUUCAUAGUCACUUGUAAAUGUUGUCAACUUUAGUUAUGUCUAAGUUUUAUAUGUUAGCUGAUCUAUUUAGCAGUUUUUUUGUGGUCUAAAUGUUGUCACUUGUAAAUUGUCGUUCAUUUUUCACUAGUGCAUGCUGCUUAUUCUUGCCAGAUCCAGAAGUUUUUGAAAGGAAUGUGUUUAUUUUCUCCUUGUCAAAAUGUGUGUCGACUACUUAAAGCUUUUAACCUGCAGUGGUGUAGGAGUAGGUUGUAUGUGGAUGUUGCUAGGAUGUUGAUUAGUGAAAGCUUCGUUUGUCUGGGAAACAAGAUUAGUUAUGCUGCAAAGUAAAGCUUCAGCAAACUUUCAGUUUUAGGAAAUAAAAAUGAGUCAGCACCCUUUUUUUACCCAACCCGUUUUUUACCCGUAUUAAAUAUGGGAGGGUUGUAAACCCACCCGUUUUAUUCAACCCAUUUUCAACCUGCCCAAAUCCGACCCAACCCGCCCAUUUGUUACCA